AUGAUUGGUGAAGAUAAUCGUAUCCGUGCUUAUCCUCAGAUACUGGCAAAAAUAGCUGAUAAAACGGGUAGCCUACCCUACGUGUCACAUGACAUAAUCGCCUCAUUUAACAGCAAGUUUGAUUUUUUCUUGCCCGGAGAUGCUUCGAUAGGUCCGACUCAAGAUGAUCUCGUGGCUACUAUAACGCAUGAAUUCGUUCACGGACUAGGCUUUGCGUCAUUUUGGAGGCCUUGGAUGGCAAAUACGGUAACCCCACUUAUUACACACGCAGAGGACGUAUUCCCAAAAACCGUCACCAUCCGUGAAACAAUCUUCGAUGCCUUUUUUGCCCGAAUGGCGGAUGGUCAACGUUUAAGUAAUUUUACAGAUGCCCUUCAAGUUGCUAUUGAGGGCACCACAUAUAAUUCUCAAGCGGAACUAGAUAAUGCUAUUACAGCGGCUGCUGCCAAUAUUAAGUUGCCCACUACUGUAGAUUUUGUCACGCCAAAGGCAAUUGGAUUUUGGCCAAAAGGGGCACAAGAUGCUAUCUUGAUCGAGACUUCUUUCCCAGAGUUCCGCAAUGGUUCCACUGGAUCGCAUGUAGACAAAGAGACAUACCAAAAUACAGAAAACUGGUUGAUGAUUUUUGAUAAUAUACCAGGGAAGACAUACCAACAAAUUAUUAGUGAUAAUGGGGCUACUGGAAUUGUUGGUUCUGGUAUAAGAGCAAUGCUGGAAUCAAUAGGGCAUGCGACCUCACAAAAUCCGACCCCAUUUAUUCCGACGCCUACAAACGAGCUACCACCGCUUACGGUUACAUCGAGUAGGAAGUCCAAGAGAAGACAGAGAAGACGAUUACAAUAA
Paraglomus brasilianum is the source of this 843-nucleotide messenger RNA. NCBI's taxonomy places the organism in Eukaryota, Fungi, Glomeromycota, Glomeromycetes, Paraglomerales, Paraglomeraceae. The record is from the annotation of a GenBank genome assembly.